CCCACGUGCAUUUUCCGGUCGCAUUCGGAAGCUUGAGUACCAGCCAGAGCUGAGGGGGUUUGGGUACUAUCACUGUUCAACUUUUCUUAAAACCGUUCGCUCGCUACACAGUUCAGAAUCCAAGAUGUCCAACAGAAACAACAACAAGCUUCCCAGUAACCUUCCGCAGUUACAAAAUCUGAUCAAACGGGACCCGCCGGCCUACAUCGAGGAGUUUCUACAGCAGUACAAUCACUACAAAUCGAAUGUGGAGAUCUUCAAAUUGCAACCAAAUAAACCUAGCAAAGAAUUGGCAGAGCUGGUAAUGUUUAUGGCACAGAUCGGUCACUGCUACCCUGAAUACUUAAGUAACUUCCCUCAAGAGCUGAAAGAUCUUCUUUCCUACAAUCAUACUGUCUUGGAUCCAGAUCUUCGAAUGACAUUUUGCAAAGCUUUGAUCUUGCUGAGAAAUAAGAAUCUCAUCAACCCAUCAAGUUUGUUAGAACUCUUCUUUGAACUUCUGCGAUGCCAUGAUAAGCUUCUGAGAAAGACUUUAUAUACACAUAUUGUGACUGAUAUCAAGAAUAUAAAUGCAAAACACAAAAACAAUAAAGUGAAUAUAGUAUUGCAAAAUUUCAUGUACACCAUGUUAAGAGAUAGCAGUGCAACUGCAGCCAAGAUAUCUUUGGAUGUUAUGAUUGAACUUUACAGAAGAAACAUCUGGAAUGAUGCCAAAACUGUCAAUGUAAUCACAACUGCGUGUUUCUCCAAGGUCACUAAGAUAUUAGUUGCUGCUUUGACAUUCUUCCUUGGGAAAGAUGAAGAGGAGAAAAAGGACAGUGACUCAGAAUCUGAGGAUGAAGGGCCAACAGCAAGAGACUUGCUUGUGCAGUAUGCCACAGGAAAGAAGAGUACCAAAAACAAGAAAAAAUUGGAAAAAGCUAUGAAGGUGCUCAAGAAACAAAAGAAGAAGAAGAAACCAGAGGUGUUUAAUUUUUCAGCUAUUCAUUUAAUUCAUGAUCCCCAAGAUUUUGCAGAAAAACUGCUAAAGCAGCUUGAGAGUUCUAAGGAGAGAUUUGAAGUGAAGAUGAUGCUUAUGAACCUGAUUUCCAGAUUGGUGGGAAUUCAUGAGCUUUUUCUCUUCAACUUCUAUCCCUUUGUACAAAGGUUUCUACAACCCCACCAAAGAGAAGUUACAAAGAUCCUUCUGUUUGCUGCACAAGCAUCUCAUCACUUAGUUCCUCCUGAGAUCAUUCACUCGUUGCUCAUGACCGUCGCCAAUAAUUUUGUUACCGACAAGAACUCUGGGGAAGUCAUGACAGUAGGAAUCAAUGCUAUAAAAGAGAUAACGGCUAGAUGUCCUUUAGCAAUGACUGAAGAACUCCUCCAAGACCUAGCUCAGUACAAAACACACAAAGAUAAGAAUGUGAUGAUGUCUGCUAGAACUUUAAUUCAACUAUUCCGAACCCUAAAUCCUCAAAUGUUGCAGAAGAAAUUCCGAGGUAAGCCCACAGAGGCUUCCAUAGAAGCAAGAGUCCAUGAGUAUGGAGAAUUAGAUGCAAAAGAUUACAUUCCAGGAGCAGAAAUUCUGGAAGUUGAAAAGGAAGAAAAUGAUGAAGAUGGGUGGGAAAGUGCCAGUCUUAGUGAGGAGGAAGAUAGUGAUGGUGAGUGGGUUGAUGUGCACCAUUCCUCCGAUGAAGAACAGCAAGAAAUCUCCAAGAAGUUGAACAGCAUGCCGAUGGAGGAGCGGAAAGCCAAAGCUGCAGCCAUCAGCACUAGCAGAGUUUUAACUCAGGAAGAUUUCCAGAAGAUCCGCUUGGCCCAAAUGAGGAAAGAACUGGAUGCUGCCCCUGGAAAGGCCCAAAAGAGGAAAUACAUUGAAAUAGACAGUGAUGAGGAGUCCAGGGGUGAGUUACUGUCUCUUCGGGACAUUGAACGUCUUCAUAAAAAGCCAAAGUCUGACAAGGAGACAAGACUAGCAACUGCAAUGACUGGAAAGACAGACCGGAAAGAAUUUGUGAGGAAGAAAACUAAAAUGAAUCCAUUUUCCAGUUCUACAAAUAAAGAGAAGAAAAAACAGAAGAACUUUAUGAUGAUGAGGUAUAGCCAUAAUGUCCGGUCAAAAAAUAAGCGCUCCUUCCGAGAAAAACAGCUGGCACUACGGGAUGCACUUCUGAAAAAGAGAAAAAGAAUGAAGUAGCUUCCAAGCAAGUUUUUCAUCCGAGGAGAAUGCCAUUAAUCUAAAAACUAAUAGAGCAAGAACACUUGUUUACAUUAAAAACCCCAGAGACACUGUAUUAUAAAAACCACACUAAAUUUGGUAGUGUUUAGUGUGUUUUCAUUUUGGGGAAUGUAUUUUGUUCAAUGUGAAGGUGUUGUUAAAUCAUUUUUAUUUAGUGUUCAUGCAGAAGAAAAAUCACUAAGUGUCUAUUAAUUGUUAUAACAGAUGAAAAAAAUGUAUGAACCAUAACACCUAAAAACCAUUCACAGCUUUUUGGUGUGUGUGUGUGUGUGUGUGUGUGUGUGUGUGUGUGUGUGUGUGUGUAGGAGGGGAGACACAUGUAUGUAUAUUUGCUUGUAGUCUAGUGUAAAUAAUCCUCUAGGAGAGAUAGAUCCAUAUUUCUAUGGGUUUGCAGACUAAUUCUGCAGGGGAUAGGGAUUACAUAUUUUCUUAAAACAAAACAGGACAUUGUUACAAGAGUAAGAGGUUCUUACUUGUAAAUAGGCUUACCUGGUGAAAACAGGUUUCAGCUGUACAGAUUUCGGAUAGACAGUUUAGCUCUUUAGGUCUAUCCAAAGAUAUCAUUUUUUUUUUUUAACAAUGCUUACUACAGACUUUUGGUUAAGAGCUUACUUUUUAAAUAUCCUUAAGUAUAAGUAAUAAUCUUACAGUAUCUUUACUUCAUGAUUCAUGCUUGCAAAGAGGGGGAAAAAAUCAGAUUGAUUUCCUGAUAUCUCCAGCCUCAUGUUUGCCUUGCCUUGCCUUGCUAAAGGGUUUUUUUUGGUCAAAUAGUUACUCUUUCUUGUGAGUGUUGAAAGGAGUGUGUCAUUGUCUCCCUCCCCUAGGUAUACUUGAGUAGAUUUCAGGGGACACUAGACCCCUGGGAAGUUCUUCUAUCAUAAGUUGUUGUGUUUGGAAAAACUUUGAUACCUUUUGGACUAGAUUUUUUAAAUAGUGCAGUAGAUAAUUGUUGUUACUUUAAAUCAAAGUCAAAAGUAUUUUUCUUCAACAUUAUAAAGCAAUUUCCAAACUACAUUUGUUCUGUCUUUGAGUUCAACUUCAAUUAUGAGUAAAACUCUGACUUUCCCCAAAAUGCUCCAGUCUAUUGGGGGUUCAUCAUAAAAACCAUGAGAUUGUGUGGUUGAAUGGUACCGUCCUAAUGAAAAGUUGUCAGAGGUAAUACUUAGCAAUUUCUGUGCUUCAUAAGAAGUGCCCAAUGCAAAUUGAAUUUUUCAGGCCUAAGACUGCUCUCUUUUCUGUUUUUGAACUGGUUGUCUUCUCAUGGGUAUCUUCUCGUGUAUCUAUACCCAGGAAAAUAAUAAAAGUAAAAUUCAAAAUGGUCUGACAGCUAAUGUCCACAGCUUUGCUGUGUGAAUUGUGCUUGUGUCUAGAAAUUCCAGCCUUCAUUUAGACUUUCCCACCCUUAGGUGCCAAGAAGUCAAAGUCCAUUCUGUGUUCUGACUUCUGUUCUACUGUGACUUCACCUUUCUCUUAAACUAAGAUUUAUAUGCAAACAGAUUUUAAAAGCUAGUGUCUUUUGACUCUUGCUUAGUCCUAUAAUGUCACUUCUGUUUGAUCUUUUUAGAUUUUCACAAAGUUGAGUGCUGCUAAGAAAAGCAGAAGAAAAUUUCUGGGUAACUUUUACCUUGACAAGGCAGUCAUGAUAGGAGUUUCAGCUUUUUUAUCUCAGUUUUUCGUUAGAACAGAUAUGGGUGAAUUCAAGUUGUCCAAAUUCAUAAUAUGUAUUAGUGAUAUACAGUUUAGAAUCUGGAUAUAUGUUUGUGAUCUUAGCAUAUUCCAUUAAAAAGGGGUCUGUUCUCUGCUAUAUUCCAAAUAUCCCAGGUUCUAUAAAUAUAAUACCACUUACCUCAUUUAUUGUCUUGAGAAUUUUAAGACCUAAUAUUUUAUAAGCAUUUACCAUAGUAUUUGCUAUAAAGUGAGCAUUCAGUAAAUUGCUUGUCAAAGUUCACAUACAUCUGAAAUUUAUUUUUCUGCUCAAAUUACUGGAAAUGAAACUAGUUAAAAUUAGUACAAAUACUUGUUUUUUAUUUCUCAUUCAUUUUGGAGGAAAUAGAAAUGUUAAUGUGGAUAUUGAGGGCGGGGGCCAAUAGCAUAAUGGUUAUGCAAAAAGACACAUGCCUGAGGCUCCAAAGUCCCAGGUCCAAUCUCCUGCACCACCAUAAGCCAGAACUGAUUAGUGCUCUGGUAAAAAGAAUGAAUAUUGAAUGCUUAUUGUAUGCAGAACACUCUGCUGGCUACUAUGUAAGUAGAAGACAAAAUAUUUGAGCCACAUAGAAGCUUGUAAUUCAUAGAAGCAAAUAGACUUACCAGAUAACUGUGCAGUGCAAGACUGCUUAUAGAGCUAGCAAGAAAGGUGCAGUGUUGAUCUGGGAGCAUCCUGAAGAAGGGGCAAUUCAGCUGGUAGGAAGGUGCAAUGCCUACUUGGUAUCAGCUGGUGCUUCUGAGGAAUAUGAUAGCAUAGGAAAUACAUUCCUGAAUCAUAAAGAAAAAAGUUGUGGCAUGCAAGUUGACAUCAUUUUAAGAUUAUGUCUAAUAGGAAGUUUUGUUUUAUUCUGUUUUUUUUUUUGGAAAUGUAUAAUUUGUUGCAUGCUGUUUUUGUAUUAACCAUAAUGUUUAAGCAGUCAGAAUAUUCUAUGUAUUCUGAAUACACAUUUUAAAACUGUUCUACCAAUACCAAGUGGUACUGUUUUUUUAUAUAAAAAUUAAAUAUUAACUAUUGCUUACAUGUUUUAUAGAAUGUGUUUUACGAGAUUUAAAAAGAUCUUGAACAUGAAUAGGAUUUAAUGUGGAACUUUUUUGUUUUUUAUAAGGAUUUAACGUUUCUAUCCUGCAUUGGUGUUUGGCCUAUACUUGCUAAAAAAAAAUGCAAGCAAGAGCAGUGAACCAAUUUCUGUAUUAUUUAAGUAGUAUUUAUUUGUAUAGAGUAC
This is a messenger RNA of Erinaceus europaeus (western European hedgehog), 5148 nucleotides long. It is a transcript of the gene SDAD1, whose product is annotated as SDA1 domain containing 1. The transcript has 22 exons. The record is from RefSeq and is a predicted model, not a curated record. Gene Ontology annotation, biological process: ribosomal large subunit export from nucleus; ribosomal large subunit biogenesis. Lineage: Eukaryota; Metazoa; Chordata; Mammalia; Eulipotyphla; Erinaceidae. The coding region runs from base 125 to 2179 and encodes 684 amino acids. Gene Ontology annotation, cellular component: nucleolus.